AUGGAAGAAGAAACUGGUUUUUAUGUUGGUUAUGAUUUCCACCCUUGUUAUGAAAUUAACAACGUCUCUAAGAUAAUGAGAAGGACUUCUUCUACUAUAUGUACUUUGCUCUACAUUUUCCUUGGCUUACUGUCUGCUAUUACAGUGUGUGGAAACCUUCUUGUAAUAAUCUCCAUCAUUUACUUUAAGCAGCUCCACACCCCGUCUAACUACCUGAUCGUCUCUCUGGCUGUGGCCGAUCUACUUGUUGGGAUCGCAGUCUUUCCUCUGAGCAUGUCUUUCUCUCUCAGCUACUGUCUGUAUUACAGAGACUUAUUCUGCAAAAUACGAGACAGUGUCGAUGUCAUACUGAGCACGACCUCUAUUUUUAAUUUGUGCUGUAUUUCUGUGGACCGGUACUAUGCAGUGUGUCAGCCUCUGACAUACAAAUCUAAGAUAAACACUGGUAUUGUUCUGGUUAUGAUCUUCAUGAGCUGGGGCGUUUCCUUACUUGUUGCGAUCGGUUUUAUUGUUGCAGAGGUAAAUCAGGAAAAAUGCCAAGAAAAUUGCUUCUCUGAUGUUGUGCUUGAAAAGGUUUUAGCCCCAGUUUUCUCAUUCUAUCUCCCAGUGACCAUAAUGCUGUGUAUAUACCUCAAGAUAUUUCUUGUUGCACAAAGACAGGCUCGCAGCAUCCAGAAUGCAGUAAAGCCUGGUGCAACUGUGAGCAACAUGGAAAGAAAGGCAACCAAAACUCUGGCCAUUGUUCUAGGAGUUUUUCUGAUGUGCUGGCUGCCUUUCUUUCUCUGUUUUUCCUUCCAGUUGUUGGGUGGUGUGUCAGUGAUGGUGUAUGAAACUCUUAACUGGCUCACGCUGUCCAACUCAAUGCUCAAUCCAUUCAUCUAUGCGUUCUUUUACAGCUGGUUCAGGUCAGCUUUCAGAAUCAUAAUGUCAGGAAAAAUAUUUCAGGGAGACUUAACAGACACCAAGCUCCUUUGA
This is a messenger RNA of Xiphophorus maculatus (southern platyfish), 975 nucleotides long. RefSeq names its product trace amine-associated receptor 1-like. Gene Ontology annotation, molecular function: trace-amine receptor activity. Gene Ontology annotation, cellular component: membrane. NCBI's taxonomy places the organism in Eukaryota, Metazoa, Chordata, Actinopteri, Cyprinodontiformes, Poeciliidae. The record is from RefSeq and is a predicted model, not a curated record. Bases 1 to 975 code for a protein of 324 amino acids. Gene Ontology annotation, biological process: G protein-coupled receptor signaling pathway; cell surface receptor signaling pathway. The transcript has a single exon.